AUGAAAUUCUCACGAUUUAUUCCACGGUCCCGGACCCCAGGUCUGCCCCCGUACGGUGUGCAGGAUUCUAAUAUAUUCGAAAAUGGCUACCGACCGUCACCACCCCCGGGUGCAAUUACCCCCUAUCUCGGACUCCGAUCCCGUCUAUCCCAAGUCUGGUUUAACCGAUGGACCAUACUGCUGCUACUGAUUCUCGCCCGACUGCUCAUAGCCAUCGGUUCUCUAGGAGGAAACCUGUCCUCUGCAAGGAGAGAAGCCCUGUCUGCUUGCACAGGUGUGGAAUCCAUGGGUAGUGCCAUGGCCUCAAUGCCGCAUUAUAUGUCUAGGGGGGUCAAUGAGCUGACCGCUUCAGGGGUUGAGAAGGCAAUUAACGGACUUAUGUCGAUGUUGGAACUUCUUGUUACUGGAGUAGAAGAGAUAUUUGUUUUCUUCGUCAAUGUCUUGACGCAAACAUACCUCUGUCUUAUCACGUUCGUUGUGGCUGGAAGUCUUAAUGCAGCUCUCGACGUCCUCAAAAAGGCAACUGAGUUCAUUGACGAAGCGGCUGGUAAGAUUGGAAAGGGACUCAACGAUGGAAUCGAGGGCUUCCAAAAGGCAGUGAACGGCAUUUCCAAAGGUAUCAACUUUUUGGGUGCGGACAUUCCCAAAUUAGAUCUUGGCGGGCCAAUCAAGGAACUGGAAGAUUUAUCACUUCCGGAUUCCUUCACCGAGGACCUCAAAAAGCUCAAGGAAAAUAUCCCGAACUUUGACGAUGUCAACAAAUUUACAAAUGGCGUUCUCCGCGCACCAUUCGAAAUGGUAAAGAAACUCAUCAAGGAUGAAAUGAAGGAGUACAAAUUCGACCGAUCCGUCUUCCCUGUACCGCAAAAGGAGCAGCUUACAUUUUGCAGUGACGACAAUGGCAUCAAUACGUUCUUCAACAGCCUAGCUUCUCUUAUCGCGAACGCCAAGAAAAUAUUCAUUGGUGUUUUGAUUGUCAGUGCGAUAUUGGUCUGUAUUCCAAUGGCAUAUCGUGAAAUACGAUCCUGGCGCUCUAUGAAGGAGCGAUCUGCCCUAGUGCGAAGAGAUGCCCAUGACCCUAUGGAUGUUGUAUACAUCGUCUCAAGGCCCUUCACUUCAACAGCUGGUCUCAAAUUUGCAAAUUUGUUCGGCUCAGACCGCAGAGAGGUGCUUGCGCGAUGGGUUGUGGCUUAUGUAACAUCUCCACCGGCGCUUUUCCUACUCUCACUCGGAAUUGCUGGGCUUUUCUCAUGUGCCUGCCAGAUAAUCCUCCUAAAAGCUGUGCAAAAGGAAGUUCCAGGCCUAACAAACCAAGUCAGCCAAUUUGCCGACAAAGUCGUGUUUUCUCUCAAUAAUGCCUCCGAGCAAUGGGCCAUCAGCACCAACCGUGUCAUCGACGAUACAAACAACGAUAUCAACGGAAAGGUUUUCGGUUGGGUGAACGAUACCACAAAGUCAGUCAAUGAUACGCUCAACGCCUUCGUUGAUGAGACGAGCAAAGUUCUCGACAAAAGUUUCGGCGGCACAAUCCUCCACGACCCUAUUAAGGAGGUCUUGAACUGUCUCAUUGGCUUGAAGAUCAAGGGCAUCCAAAAGGGCCUAACCUGGGUAUCCGAUCAUGCCCAUAUUGAUUUUCCCAACAUGCGCAACGACACGUUCUCCCGAGGCGCAAUAGACAGUAUAAUGGGAGAAAACAACACAAAAGCGGAUAGUUUCCUCGCGAACCCAGGUGACAAAUCAGCCGACAAGAUCAGCGCUACAGUCCUGCGCGUCACGAACUCGAUCGAAUCUGGUAUUCGAACGGAAGCGAUAAUCUCUGUUGUUAUCGUCUCCAUUUGGGUAUUCGUUUUGUUGAUGUCUAUCAUCCGAGCUCUUAUGCUCUGGUUCCGCCCUGGAAAGACUCGCGGUGAUGGCAAUGGUGAUUCUGAAUUUCCUCAUCCAGCUAUGAUCUCGAGGGAUAUGCAAGGAUUCAUUGAUAUUCCUCUGAGAACUCCUGUUCACGGUAGGCCAGCAGUGGUAGAUGCCUCUGUACCCGGAUAUAAUGCGAGACCCACAAUAACGGUACAGGGUUUAAAUCGAGCCCGCGACGCGGAGGACUAUUACCAAGAGCAGAAGCUGGGAUUCGCGGGUCACCGGGAGUUGAGAAGGGACGGUGAAGGCCACUCGCGUAAAAGCAGCUACGGGGAGGUUGAAUAUGCUAAUGAUGUCAAGAAAUAA
This is a messenger RNA of Paracoccidioides brasiliensis Pb18, 2217 nucleotides long. Its product is annotated as plasma membrane fusion protein PRM1. Gene Ontology annotation, cellular component: mating projection tip. The record is from RefSeq and is a predicted model, not a curated record. The coding region runs from base 1 to 2217 and encodes 738 amino acids. The transcript has a single exon.